This is a messenger RNA of Trametes versicolor FP-101664 SS1, 1554 nucleotides long. Its product is annotated as gamma-glutamyl phosphate reductase. The record is from RefSeq and is a predicted model, not a curated record. The coding region runs from base 92 to 1468 and encodes 458 amino acids. Gene Ontology annotation, molecular function: glutamate-5-semialdehyde dehydrogenase (NADP+) activity; NADP binding. Lineage: Eukaryota; Fungi; Basidiomycota; Agaricomycetes; Polyporales; Polyporaceae. The transcript is spliced from 3 exons.
CUUAUCGACAGUGGACGUUGCGCCUCUACUCACAACUGGGGACGACUGAAAGCACUCUUAUAGCUCACUACCAGCCAAAAACACAGACGUAAUGGCAGAAGAAAACCCCGCGCAGACGAUCGCGAAGGCUGCCAAAGCCGCAUUCGAGGCAUCGCAGCUCAUAGCGCCCGCUGAGCGAGUUACAGCGUUGCAAGAAAUACGCAAAGAGCUCGACGCUGCCAAGGAUGCUAUCCUCGCCGCAAAUCGCGUUGAUCUCGAGGCCGCGCAGAAGGAGGUCGACGCGGGGCGUAUGUCGGGAUCUCUGCUCAAGCGCCUCGACUUGACGAAGGGCGACAAAUGGGACUCCAUGCUGCAAGGCGUUAUAGACGUUUCAGAGCUCCCGGAUCCUACCGGCGUUGUCUCGUAUGCGAACGAACUCGACGACGGUCUCGAGCUCUACCGUGUGUCAUGUCCCAUCGGCGUACUGCUGGUGAUAUUCGAAGCACGACCGGAAGUCGUCGUCAAUAUCGCUGCGCUCGCGAUCAAGUCAGGAAACGCCGCGAUCCUGAAGGGUGGCAAGGAGUCCAACGAGACCUCACGCCUCCUUUCGCAAGCCAUUCAAACCGCGCUGUCCAGGACGGCCAUUCCAUCCACCUACAUCCAGACUAUUCAGACCCGAGCCGAGGUCUCCGCGCUGCUCAGCCUCGACAAGUACAUUGACCUCGUCAUCCCGCGCGGCAGCAACGCCCUUGUGAGCAACAUCCAGAACAACACGCGGAUACCGGUUAUGGGGCACGCCGACGGCCUGUGUUCGGUAUACAUCGACGCAUCUGCGGACGCGAAGAAGGCCGUUCGUGUUGCGGUAGACUCAAAGACGGACUACCCUGCAGCAUGUAACGCGGCGGAAACGCUUAUCCUGCACGAAAGCGUCCUCUCAACAAUCUGGCCUGAGGUCGCGAAGGCACUCCUCGCGGCAGACGUCAAGCUCCUCUGCGACGAGCCAUCCCUCGCGGCCCUUUCCGCGCUCUCCUCCGCACCCACCAACCUCUCCUCACACGUCGAACCCGCGACCCCCGACGCAUACGCGACCGAGCACCUGAGCCUCACCCUCUCCGUCAAAACCCUCCCCUCGCUCAGCGCCGCGAUCCAGUGGAUGAACGCGCACUCGUCGCACCACACCGAGAGCAUCGUGACCGAGGACGAGCGCGCAGCGUCGACGUUCUGCCGCGGAGUCGACUCCGCGGGCACGUUCGUGAAUGCGAGCACGCGUUUCGCCGACGGGUUCCGGUACGGGUUCGGGACGGAGGUCGGGAUCAGCACCGGGCGCAUACACGCGCGCGGACCUGUGGGGUUGGAGGGUCUGGUGACGUACAAGUACAUGAUGAGGAGCAAGGGCGCGCAGGGACAUGUGGUGGGUGAGUUCGGCGCGGGAGAGGGGAAGAAGCAGUACAAGCACAAAAAGUUCGCGGCGUCGUCCGUGCCCUUCUGAGAGCGUCAGGAACGACGCCGCGGGCGAAGAAAGCGACACAAUUGUAUUAACAGCUAAGGUGGAGAGAAUAUGGAUACAGAUGAUAA